Molecule: messenger RNA, 3491 nt
Organism: Prinia subflava (tawny-flanked prinia)
Lineage: Eukaryota; Metazoa; Chordata; Aves; Passeriformes; Cisticolidae
Gene: ATOH7
Product: atonal bHLH transcription factor 7
Exons: 1
Coding region: 2269-2724 (151 amino acids)
Biological process (GO): neural retina development; sensory organ development; axon development
Cellular component (GO): nucleus
Molecular function (GO): DNA-binding transcription factor activity, RNA polymerase II-specific; protein dimerization activity; E-box binding
Source: RefSeq, a predicted model, not a curated record
GAAGCUUUAGCAAUAGUGUGAAGAUCAGAUGUGGAUUUUCUUUUCUGCUGCACAUGCAGUACUUCCCAUGGAGCAUCUUCAGAAACAGAGAUCUCACAAGUUCUAAUUGCUGAUCCUUUUGGGAAAGACAUAUGUUUCUGUGGGGCUUUGAAGUGAGCUGUUCUCACACAGAUAACAGCAAUUGUCUGUCAGAAAGUGGCGUUUCAGCGUGUGGUGGUAGCUCUUUAUGUUUGGGAGAACAGGUCAGCGCACACACACAGCCCAGCUGAACGUUUCUAAUGAAACGUGAUGAAGUCGCACUUCUUUAAAAAUUGAAGAAGUGGCAUACAUUUUGAUAAUGGAAUAAUGGAGACUCCCUACCCCAACUAUCAUCUCUGUUCACGAUCAUUAGGAUGCGGAAUAUUAAGAGCAGAGCAACUGGGCGUAACAGCCGACGUCCAACAUCUGUCAUGCUGGAGUCCAUGAGUGUUCAAUUGCAUCCUAUUGUUUUUGGAUUAUUCAACCUCAUUUCAUUGUCAUUGCUUUUGCUAGGGAUUAAUCAGCUGUUUACAACUACACCAAGUUUUGGAGUCAUAAUGAAAACAAUUGAGCUAUAGUUCUAAAUAAAUAUACAGUAUUCAGUCUCUAAUGAAAAAAGUUACUAAUUUAUGAAUGCUGGUAACAAUUUAAUUAAGCUUGAAAUCAAUACAGAUAAUAAAUCAUUGUGUGGCAGGUUUUUUUUUUUCCUUUUGUGUACAUCAUAAAAAGAUCAUAUGGUGUUUCCUUGUAUGUUUAUGUAGUUAUGAUUUUAGUAAUACAAGUAUAGGAAAAGAAAGAUGUUUUAAUUAUGGGGCAUGGGUGUGAGUAUAUUGUGGUGCCUGUCAUUACAGUUGGUUGCAGAAUUGAUCCCUUGCUGCCAGCAAGCAGAUUUGGUUUUCACACCCUUUUUUAUUCUUGUCACUUAUUUAGAGAUAUUACUAAAAAGAAACCUUUAAUUCACAUCAAGUACACAUUUAUACUUUAUUAGGGUGUAUUAAAAAGGGCAGUUUUCAGACAGCUUGUAUACUUACAUGUUUUUGUGUAUAACUCAUAACUCAUCUAAAUAUUUUUUGCAAUUAUUAGAUAAAUCUAUAGCUACAUUUGAACUGUUUAAAUAUAUUUAAAUUAUUUUAAUGACUUGGAGUUCCCUGACAGGCAAAUAUAUAAUCCCCUUUUUUUCUUAAGAUACUACUCUGGUUGCAAUGUUUUGUACUUUAUAUAAUAUUGAAAUUGUGAAUGCUGGAGGGUUUCUAAUCAUUUGAGUUUACCUAUUUUGGUACCAUAUGUGCAAAACAGGGGUAUUCUUUGCCGUGUACCUUUUAGCUCUUUCUCCUGUUUCGUUAAUGCAGUUAUUUCUUCUAUCCUCAAUACAUAGCCAGAAUUUUCACAUGUUUUAAUGUACAAGUACUACAAUGCACAAAGAUUUUUUUUUCCCCGAGUUGCAACCGAUUAUCCAUUGAAAGGAUCUUUUGCUUAACUGCCCAGAGUCUUGUGAGGCCAGCCAGACACUACUCCAGAUGGCAAGUUGUUAGGGCUGGACAGAAUGGCUUUGGAAGACUUCUCACCAGAUGAAGGCUGUAAUGUUGGGAUUUCAGUGUUUGGCUUUUUUUUCUCCUGUAGUUCCCAGGGUGGGAAGGUGCCGGGAUGGCAGCAGCGUGCCGCCCGCCCACCUGCUACCACCUGUUUAGCUUUUGCAGUUUCUAUAAAGCCUCGUCUUGUCCACUCGACACAAUCGUUGCUGGCCGGCAGGAGCCAAGGAAAAAGAGAUCUCUCUUCGGAAGUUACGUCUUCAGAUCGCAGCCUGUCACCGUCGCAAAGUACUCUCCUAAACUGAGUCAGAACUUCUCAUUUGAAACUGCCUUCUGGAGUUCUUGUGCCUUUAAUCCAGUAAGAUCCUUCUUGGAUUAAACGAGCUAUUUUCUUCAGUAGCAUACAUUUUGAGAAUGGAGAUUUCAUUGUUUCCUCGCUCUCUUUGAGAUUAAAGAAAUUAAAAGAAUGAAAGCAUAGUACAUAAAAAAUGCUUCAUUCUUUCUUUCAACGAUAAGAAACAAUUUUCAGACGUUUCCAGAAGAACCAGAACAGCUUUUAUUUUCUAUGUUUAUUUUUUAGAAGCCAAGAAAAAUACUCUGUAUUUGAUAUCAGGAAACAAGAGGUACGACGGCUACUCCAUGAGUGCUUUCCUUACCACUUUUUAGAUACUGAAUUUUUGCUAGGCCAUCCCUGUGUGUGUGGAAGUGGAGCUCACCAGGUAUGAAAACCUGCAAAUGCAGUGCCCUGGCCUCGGGUGUGGCGGCAGGCGCGCAGUGCCGCGGUGGAGCAGGCUGCGCCGUGAGGUGCAGCUCGGAACGCAUGGAGAACGCUGCCAAGAGGAGGCUGGCAGCCAAUGCCCGCGAGAGGAGGCGCAUGCAGGGGCUCAACACGGCCUUCGACCGCCUGAGAAAGGUGGUGCCGCAGUGGGGCCAGGACAAGAAGCUGUCCAAGUACGAGACGCUGCAGAUGGCUCUGAGCUACAUCAUGGCUCUGACCAGGAUCCUGGCCGAGGCUGAGAGGUACGGCGGUGAGCGGGAGUGGAUUAGCCUGCACUGCGAGCACUUCCACGCCGACAGCUACCACCACUGCCCGCCGCAGAAACCCGCCGCCGACGGCGAGCCCUACGCACAGAGGGUGUUCAGCUACCACCCGGAGCACUUCCAAAUAGCCAAUUAGAACUUGCUGCCAGCUAGCAAUAUGCAGCAGGCCAGAUGUGUAAUUUAAUAAUUAGCAAGAGUUAAUCUGCUUGACUGAGGUAAUAUUGGCAUUAUAAUAGCUCGUUCUUGUUUGCAUCUUAGAGUAAUUUGACAAAAUAGAUUUGCUCUGAGAACAUAAAAUCAAAAGGCAUUUAAGAUGAUUGAAUUUAUUUAAUGCUGGUGGAAAUUACACUUUUAAUUUGAAAUAUUUCUGACAACUCUUUCCUAGUUUAUCUAGUGUAUUCGAUGCUUUAAUUAAAUAAGUUUUUGGUGUUUUUUAACUGUGAUGAAUCAUGACAGUGUUUCUACAGAUCGUGGGACAAGUUGACCCAUGGUGUGACUGAAUGGAAAAGCACCAGAAAUGAACUUCAUUCCAUGUUUUUAUGUCAGCUUUAAAGUUGUUCUUUAGUUUCUUUCCCAUAAAUGGUUCACAUGGAAAAAGUUUUAUAAUGUAUUGGAGUUCUAGUCCUCAGAGAACUAACUUUCUUAAACUUUGUAAGUUUGACAUAUGGGUUCCAAAGUUGUGUAGGUUUGCUUUAAUCCAAUUUAUGGUGUCUCUCGUAUGCUCGAAAAAGAGCUGGUUUCAAGUCAUGGAAGGAAUGUUUUAUUUUCAGUGGUUGUAAAAGCUCGUGUGACUACAUACUAUAAAUGAGAAUGCUUGUGUGAAAGUAAUCUAAGCUUCUAGAUUUUUGUAGUCUUUAAAUGAUGGGAUUUUAUUUUUUAAUCUUAUGUUACCUCGAAACAAUA